AUGGGUGAAAAAUGGGAGAGUACAAAAACUAAGCGUAAAGACCCAACAGAUUGGUCUUCUCUCCUUGGGUCCUGGUUGGAGUUGAAGAAAAGAAUUUUGAUCACUUCUCAAAAGGGUACUUUCUUCUCACCAAUGUUGGAACAGAAGAAACUCAAACAAGAGAUCGGCUUAGAAGAAACAAAUGAAGAUUUUCAAACAAUUAAUGAUUCCAAUAAUUCCCACAAGGGAAAAGGAAGUUAUUAUCAUUCCUCCCGUGAAGAACCUCAGGAUGCAGAUUACUGUUCAUCAAAAGUGCCUCAGCUGAUUGAUGAGGUCGAAGCUCAGAUAUUGGCCAGAGUUCCAAGGUCAGAAUAUGGUAAGUUCUCUCUCGUUAACAAGAGAUUCUUGUCACUCCUAAAGAGCGGCGAGAUAUACAAGGUCAGGAGAGAGUUUGGGUUCAAAGAACCGACAGUCUUCAUGCUCGCCGCCGGUCAGAACUGGUGGGCCUUUGAUCGUCAUUUCAACGCCCUCAGAGAACUCCCCCACCUACCCGGCAACUACGCUUUCCACAAUGCUGACAAGGAGACCCUUUGUGUCGGUACUCACCUUCUCGUUUCAGGAAAGGAAGACAAUGGUGGUUGUUGUAUCUGGAGAUACAAUCUGGUCACAAACAGGUGGUUAAAAGGCCCUUCCAUGAUCAACUCGAGGAACUUGUUCGCCUGGGCGAGUUGCGGCGCUUUUGGGUAUGUGGCCGGCGGGCUAUUUGAAGGCGAAUACUUGAGCUCCGCCGAGAGGUAUAAUCCAGAGAGCGAGACGUGGGAGUCUCUCCCGGACAUGCACAAGAAGAGAGGGAAUUGCUCAGGUUUCUAUAUGGACAAGAAGUUCUACGUCAUUGGAGGAAGAAACCGCGUAGAUGGUGUUUUGACUUGCGCUGAGGCCUAUGAUGUGCAGAGUAAGACAUGGCAGCUGAUUCCCAACAUGUUGGAGGGGACGGUGGUGAUGGCCUUGAGGUCGCCGCCGCUCGUUGCGGUGGUCGACGAUGAGCUCUACUCGCUCGACCCCUCGUUGAACCAAGUCAAGGUGUAUGCGAAGCAAGCCAAGAGCUGGAGGGCGCUAGGGCCUGUCCCCGUGGCCGCAGGCUCUGUAGGCGGCUGGGGCGUCGCGUUUAAGUCCCUUGGCAACGAGCUGCUAGUCAUUGGCGGCAACGGUGAUGCCUUUGCAGAGGGGCUCGGAGUGAUGUACGUGUGUCGCCCUAAUCCGGAUGCUGAGGUGCUGAAUUGGAGGCUGCUCGAGUACGGCGGCAACCGGCUCAACGCCUUCAUCUGCAACUGCGCUGUCAUGCUUACUUGAAGAUGUUGUCUGUUAAGUACUAAUUAGGCAGGGAACUCAACUAGUUAAAAAAGGUUGAAGAUGCUUGCUUGAAGAUGUUGUCUGUUAAGUACUAAUUAGUCUUGUAAGUGUGCUAAAAUAAGAGGUACAUUUUGGAAGUUAAAAAAAAGGUUGUUAUGAGUACUACUACAGCUAGUCAAUUUGGUAU
Molecule: messenger RNA, 1516 nt
Organism: Morus notabilis
Lineage: Eukaryota; Viridiplantae; Streptophyta; Magnoliopsida; Rosales; Moraceae
Product: F-box/kelch-repeat protein At3g27150
Exons: 3
Coding region: 1-1329 (442 amino acids)
Molecular function (GO): protein binding
Source: RefSeq, a predicted model, not a curated record